AUGCCAAGAAAUUCAACAAGUCGGGUUGGAUUAGUGGACGUCCUCGUUUUUGGCGGCCUCGAGUCGCUUGGUAUAUGCGCCAUUUUAGGAAACUUGGCGCUGAUUAUUGUACUACUCAAGAACAAAUAUCUCCACAGAGCAAGGUUUAUUAUAAACUUCAUAGGAUUUAUUGAUAGUUCGAAGCUUAAUGAAACUUUAUUUUCAUGCGAGGAAAAUAGCUCAAAAGUCCAUGAAAAGUGUAUCUCCAAAAUUCAGUUAAAGAAGCAAAAAAUGCAAAAAAUAAUGGUUGGAGGAUAGAAAAACCAUUGAAUUUUUGGAUUUUUCGCGAUUCUACUUAAAAAGUCUGUUUCAGUUUCAUACUGAUGCUCAAUUUGGCGAUUGCCGACGUCGUGCACGGUUUUGUGACGACCUGUCAUUUCUACCCACCGAUCGUUUUGAAACGGAUGCACAUCGGGGAGCUGGGCAUUCGUCUUUUCAAUAUUGCUGAUUGGACGGCUUGGGCGAUUACUUUGACGUGAGCCAAUGAGUUCUGAACUUUUGGAAAAAACAAUGAAAAUCGUUGCUCUUUAUGAAUAUACUUGUUGCCUGGAACUUUCUUUUUCGAAAUAUUCAUUUUUGUCGAAAAAUGUUUUAAAAAUCGCUUCGAAGGAUCCAAGGAGCCUAACCAUUUGUCGAUUUUGGGCCUUUUUCAGGAUAUCAGCACCUUGGAGUAAUCGAUCGAGUAAAUUCAAAAACUGAAGGCAUUUUUCGAAAAGCCAAUAAAUGUUAUAUUAGCAAAUAAUCUUUAAAAAUCCCUCACAGGUAAUACGAAAAAAGGCAUCCCAUUUUUCCUUUUUUUCUAAUUAAUUUUUUGCUCUUUCGCAUUCUCUUCUCAUUAUUGUUUCCAGACAUAUGUCAGCAAUUUGUCUUGAUCGUCUAACCGCCAUAAUUUUAUAUGGAAGAUACAACGUAUUAGUCACUGUCAACCGCAUACGUAACUUCAGGUAACCUAUGAAAAAUCAGAAAAACUUCAUAACAAAAAAUGUUUUCAGUAUUUUGUGUUGGACGUUUUUUCUAACAACUAACGUCUCACUAUUUGCCCUACAUGCGUGCUGCAUGAUUCGACCGUUAGAGUCGUUAAAUUAUUACAGUUUCGGGUACAUUGAAAUCGGUAGUUUAACUCGGGAUCAAAAGUUUCAAAGAAAAAAUGUUUAGCUCAAUUCAAUGUGUAUGUUUUGGCCUACACGCCAGUAGAAAUCGUCACAAUUCUUGUACUAACCAUCAGCAAUCCCACGACCUUGGUCCAACUGUACCGAAGGCACAAGAGAAAAAUCGCAUUGCGUCAGUGAGUUUUUUCUCUCAUUCGAAGUAGAAAUAUUUUUCUUAUUUUAUGAGUUCAAAAACGAGUGAACUUUGUGGCAAGCUGCAUGAUUUGCACAAAAACGGAACAGGGAAUCGCUUUCGCCAAUAUUAUCGCAUUUUAUUAUUUUAUCAUUUCCUUUUCCGGUUUUUUUCUUUAUUUCAUCUUACAAAACUUACUCGAAAAUCAUUAUUUUUUUCGUCGGAAACUAUAUUAAAAUACACGUAGAGAGAAAAGGAAAGAAAAUUUUAGUUUUUUUCAUUUAUUUUUUUGAUCUGAAAUUGCACGGUUGCUCGAACUUGGGUGCAGUGGUUUUUUUCUUGAUGGCUUUGCAGACAAGGAGCUCAAAAAGUUGCUCAACGUCUUCUUCUUCGCUUCUGA
This is a messenger RNA of Caenorhabditis auriculariae, 1720 nucleotides long. Lineage: Eukaryota; Metazoa; Nematoda; Chromadorea; Rhabditida; Rhabditidae. The record is from the annotation of a GenBank genome assembly.